Molecule: messenger RNA, 2079 nt
Organism: Penicillium expansum
Lineage: Eukaryota; Fungi; Ascomycota; Eurotiomycetes; Eurotiales; Aspergillaceae
Product: LIM domain-containing protein
Exons: 3
Coding region: 1-2079 (692 amino acids)
Source: RefSeq, a predicted model, not a curated record
AUGGCUUCAAUGAACAUGGGCUUCUUGCCCACCAUAAAAUGCUCCAAUUGCGGGUCCAAUGUCGAGAUCUCCUCCAUGGGGGAUCACACUUGUAUUCGAAAUGAUUUUGUCGCACCUAUCCCAUCGCCGCCUCCAUCGGCAGGGUUCGAUUCAGACCGAUUCACAGAGUCAAAGGUUGGCCGGGGCCCUCCCCUGGCCAUAGACCCCUCCGCUGCAAAUCGAGCAUUCUUGCAGCCAAAUAUUCCGACACCAGCUAACAGUGUCCAUCUAUCACCUCUGCCUGUCAGCCCAGCACCUCCAUCCACGGCGCGCCCGUCUCCGCACAGUCUGCCCGAUGAUUCGGUCUUCUCGUUCCCCAUGCCUGGAAACAGGUCACCCACUGAAGUGAGGACACCAAGUCCAAUGAUGGAUCGGAAUAUGUUCAAGUCACGACCACCAGUCUCGUCGCCGGGACAAGGGCAGGCUGUGAUGCCAGAGAAUAUACAACUUCCACCUAGUCCACUGCCGCCCAAGUCCACAGAUACGAAUCACCACAGGGGGGAGUCGGUGGUGAGCAACAGUAGCUACCGGACCUCUUUCGCCAGCAGUCGCUACGGCGAUUCCACAACGAGGUCAUCGACCAAUAGCCUCUCGCGGGGGUUCCGGUCAUUUAUGGAAGACAUACCACCAGUCCCACUGGCACCUCUCCGCACCACCAACAAUACUUCUCUCCCCCGUGAUUCUAAUGUCUCGGUGGCUUCAUCCCGGAUUAGCAAGGAAGAAGCCAGUGAAUUCGACUUUGGUAUUCCCACAAACCAAAACCCGACUACCGGACUACAAGAUCUCCCUGAGGAACCCCCUUCGCCCCAAUUCCAAGAUAAUACUGAAUAUACCGCUUUCAAUCCGGCAAACCUCCACCCUACCACAGCGACAACAGAGCCGGGUAGCGAUGCGCCAAGGAAAAGCUCCAACGCAAGUACGACAAGUGCAUUUUCUGUCACUAGUUUCGCGCGGGCUCUUGGUCUAGAUGACCAAAUGAACAACUCCGAAAGCUCUGGAUCUGAUUCAUCGGCUUCCGAUGCUCGCAGCGGUAGUUCAAUGUCUAGUCUCCCCUCCGAUGCUAGCUUGAGCCGACACAAACCCACCGAUCCGCUCAAUCUAAAACCCGUGGUUGAAGAACAGCCAGUCCGGACCCGACAGACGGUUUUAGAAGUACCCGGCCGUAUACGGAGCACCAUAGAUGUCCCUCCCAUCCCGGCUGCUUUCUUCAGCCCGGAUUCACCUACCGACCCUUCAAUCAACCGAGGUGGCGUUUCAUUGAUUGCAGAGAGAAAAGAAGUCCCCCCGACUCCAACCCCAACACAACCAAAACAAUCUAUUCCCCGAAAGCCACCACCACAACGCUCAUUCACAGCACCACUACCACCAACAACACCAACAACAACAACACCAGCUCGGUCGGUGACACGUGCGAAGGGGAAUUGUAAGGGCUGCAAUGAGCCAAUUACAGGAAAAUCGAUAUCAUCCUCGGACGGCCGUCUCACAGGUCGAUACCACCGUGGCUGUUUCGUUUGCUUCGAGUGCCACUCUCCCUUCCAAACAGCCGAUUUCUACGUCCUCAACAACAGACCAUUUUGCGCGCAACAUUACCACGAGCGCAACGGGUCCCUUUGCGCCGGCUGCCACACCGGUAUCGAGGGCCAGUAUCUAGAAACCGUGGAGCGGAACCCUGCACGACCAGAGCGCCGUCGAUUCCACACCCACUGCUUGCAGUGUCGUACAUGUCACGUCCUUCUCAAGGGCGACUACUUCGAGUGGAAUGGUGAAGUCUUCUGCGAAAGAGAUGCUCGCCGAGCCGCUGCUGCCUCUCACGCACCACACCCUGGUCCUCCUGGUCCUCCUGGUCGUCGCCGACCCAACCUACCCUCGUCUCCCCUCGCCCAGUCCGGCCAAUUCCCUCCGGGUCCGUACCCUCCACCUGGGGCAAGACCUGGACAUGGACCCGGGCCUGGCCCUGGACUCCAUCCCGGUCCCCGAUUCCCCCCUGGAGGUGGAGGACGGUUCCCCGAACGACGAACUACCAGGCUUAUGAUGAUUUGA